Messenger RNA from Jatropha curcas, 1628 nucleotides. Its product is annotated as NAC domain-containing protein 100. Lineage: Eukaryota; Viridiplantae; Streptophyta; Magnoliopsida; Malpighiales; Euphorbiaceae. Gene Ontology annotation, biological process: regulation of DNA-templated transcription. The record is from RefSeq and is a predicted model, not a curated record. Gene Ontology annotation, molecular function: DNA binding.
CAACUAACUUAAAAGACUUUGAACAAAACAAAAGGAGUUGCUAUAUGUCUCAAGUACAUGCAAAGCAUGGAAGGUGAUAUGUUCCUGGUCAAAUUGAAGAGGGAAAGAGAAAAUAAAACAUUAAAACGCAUUUAUUUAAAGAUAGAUAAAGACAGAGAAAAAUGAAUUCUUGAAACCACCCAUUGAAGUUACCUUAAAAACCACGCUUCUUUGCUCUCCAAAAACCACUAUUUAUACAGUUCUAUUGCUCAACACAUUUUUUUUUCUCUAAACAGUUAGCACCACCUUUCUGUUUUUGUUUAUUUAAAAUAGGCUUCUCUUUGUUUUUCUCUUCAAAUCUUACACUUCUAAUCAGCUUACUCAUUUUCUUGAUAAUUCUAUAUUAAGAUAUUUGGUUUUCUUGUUUUUGUCGCUUUCAAAGAUUAAAGCUUUUAGAGCCCAUUUGGGGUUUUGGACAAUUUCUUGUGGUGAAGUUGUUAAUAGCAAGAAAGUAUUUGGUUUGAUCAAAAAUUUGGAAGGUAUGGAAAACAAUUCCAUGGUUAGUAGAGAUGAUGAGGAGAUGGAAUUGCCUCCGGGAUUUCGAUUUCACCCUACUGAUGAAGAGCUAAUAACUCAUUAUCUAUCUCAAAAAGUUAUUGAUAACUGUUUUUCUGCUAGAGCCAUAGGAGAAGUUGAUUUAAACAAGUGUGAGCCUUGGGAUUUGCCUUGGAGAGUCAAAAUGGGUGAAAAAGAAUGGUACUUUUUCUGUGUUAGAGACAGAAAAUACCCAACUGGUUUGAGAACAAACAGAGCCACUGAUGCUGGUUAUUGGAAAGCCACAGGCAAAGACAGAGAAAUUUAUAAGGGUAAAACCCUUGUUGGAAUGAAGAAGACUUUGGUUUUUUAUAAAGGGAGGGCUCCUAAAGGAUCAAAAACCAAUUGGGUGAUGCAUGAGUAUAGAUUAGAAGGAAAAUCUUCAGUUUAUAAUAUUCCUAAAACAGCUAAGAAUGAAUGGGUUAUUUGUAGAGUUUUCCAGAAGAAUUCUGGAGGAAAGAAAACUCAUAUUCCAGGGUUGGUGAGGUUAAGCUCUUAUGGAAACGAAUUAAGGCCAACUCUAUUGCCUCCAUUAAUGGAUUCUUCUUCACCACAUCAAAGUGAGACCGGGAAUAAUGGAGGCAAUACAUCUCACGUGACCUGCUUCUCCAAAUUCAUGGAGGUCCAAAAACCCCGAGAAUACACUUUUGCUGAUAACUUCAACAAAAAUUCUUCUUCUAUCUUGGCUUCUUCAUCUCCUCCAAAUAUAUCCCCUGUUUCAGCUCUAUUUUCAAAAUCCUCUGUUCCUAACUACUCCUACUUUUCACAGAUUUCACCAAACUUUGCAAAUUUGCAUUACCCAGAUUCUGUUUUGAUGCAAGAACAAUCAAUCUUGAAGAUGCUACUUGAAAACCAAGGACCAAACAUGAGGCAUAAUUCGAAAAUGGAAAUUUCACAGGAUACUGGACAUAGUCCUGAUAUGUCUUCUGUUGUAAUCAACCCUGAAAUGAUUCAUAGGUCAUUUGAGGAUCAAGAAGCUCCAUCAAGUUCUGUUGGACAAGUUGACCUUGAUUAUCUAUGGAGUUAUUGAAGAUCAAAAAAAAAAAAAAAAAAAA